AUUCACAUUUCAACUCUAUCAAGCCACGUCAAUUCAGCAGGAAAACACCCGAAAAAUCAUCAAAAAUUUUGUUAAUAAUUGUCGAAUUAAGCCGUAAAUCGAUCAAAAAUGGUCUCCGUAUUGAACACAAUCGACACCGCGCAUGAAGACAUGAUUCAUGGAGCCGAAGUUGACUAUUAUGGCUUGCGAUUAGCAACUUGCAGUUCGGACAAUUCCGUGAAGAUUUUUGACAUCAAAAAUGGAGCUCAUACCUUAGCUGCUGAUUUGCGUCACGGCGGUCCUGUUUGGCAAGUGAAUUGGGCACAUCCGAAAUUUGGAAACAUUCUUGCGUCAUGUAGUUACGACAGAAAAGUCAUUGUGUGGAAGGAAAUGGGCGAAUGGCAAAAAUGGCAUGAAUACAGCAAUCACGAUUCUUCGGUAAAUUCCGUUGCGUGGGCUCCGGCUGAAUAUGGGCUCGUUUUGGCAUGCGGAUCUUCGGAUGGAUCUGUCUCCGUUUUGACUUGCAACUUGGAAACGGGCACUUGGGACUCGAAAAAGAUCCCGAAUGCUCACAUAAUUGGUUGCAAUGCGGUUUCGUGGUGUCCAUCAACCGUUUUUGAGCCAACUUUUGACACGGGAAAGGCGAAAAACGAGCUCGGAUUGGCAACGAAACGUCUCGCCACGGGCGGAUGCGACAACACAAUCAAAAUUUGGAAGGAAGAAGGCGAUCGUUGGGUCGAAGAGAAUCGUUUGGAAGUUCAUAGCGACUGGGUUCGGGAUGUUGCAUGGGCGCCAAGUAUCGGAUUACCUCGCAGUCAAAUCGCAAGUUGCUCCCAAGAUCGUCGCGUAAUUAUCUGGAAUAGCGAUGACCUUGUGACAUGGACUCCGACAGUUUUGAACACUUUUACGGAUGUCGUGUGGAAUGUCAGUUGGUCGAUUACGGGAGAUAUUCUCGCGGUAUCGGGCGGCGAUAACAAAGUCAGUUUGUGGAAACAAAAUAUCGAGAAUCAAUGGAUUUGCAUUAGCGAGGAUAGUAACAAUACACAGUCGUCUCAAGUUGAAACAAGACAACUUUAAGCCUUUUUUUUGUAUUUUCUUCUUUUAUGUUUAAAAUAAAAUUUACUCUCAUUGAUUAAAAGUUUUAAU
Molecule: messenger RNA, 1125 nt
Organism: Culicoides brevitarsis
Lineage: Eukaryota; Metazoa; Arthropoda; Insecta; Diptera; Ceratopogonidae
Gene: Sec13
Product: protein SEC13 homolog
Exons: 3
Coding region: 109-1056 (315 amino acids)
Biological process (GO): protein import into nucleus; positive regulation of TOR signaling; COPII-coated vesicle budding
Cellular component (GO): COPII vesicle coat; nuclear pore outer ring
Molecular function (GO): structural molecule activity; protein binding
Source: RefSeq, a predicted model, not a curated record